Xyrauchen texanus (razorback sucker) is the source of this 1714-nucleotide messenger RNA. RefSeq names its product HIV Tat-specific factor 1-like. Lineage: Eukaryota; Metazoa; Chordata; Actinopteri; Cypriniformes; Catostomidae. The transcript is spliced from 10 exons. Gene Ontology annotation, molecular function: RNA binding. Gene Ontology annotation, cellular component: U2-type spliceosomal complex; U2 snRNP. Bases 24 to 1433 code for a protein of 469 amino acids. The record is from RefSeq and is a predicted model, not a curated record. Gene Ontology annotation, biological process: mRNA splicing, via spliceosome.
UUUGUGCGUGGGCCUUGGAACGGAUGUGCAACAUUCAGACGUAUUGGGGGGCUCGGUGUGGAAUAAAGAUGAGCGGGGACUUAGACGGUAAUAAAGAGUUCCAUGAACAGCUUCGUUUGCAGCAGCUGUAUGGCCAGAGGGAACAGAGUGGAGAUGAUCCAUACACAUUUGUCGACCCAGAGGAUGGCACUGGGUAUGACUGGGACCAUGAAAAGAGGGCAUGGUUUCCAAAGAUAAAUGAUGACUUCAUUGCAGCAUAUCAAGCAAACUAUGGCUUUAAUGAGGAUGGGGAACCUGAUCCAACUGCUGCAGCUCCUUCUGCUGACUCUCUCCCUGCACAGCCAGAGGAGCUCAAGAAACCUGAGGAGAGCUCUGACCAAGACACAGCUAAAGAGGGCUCGCAGAAAGGAGAGAAAAGGAAAGCAGAUCCAGGCUGGUUUGAAGUGGAAGGGGAUAAAAACACAAAUGUUUAUGUGACAGGUCUUCCUCCUGACAUAACUCCUGAUGAGUUUGUGGAAGUUAUGUCCAAAUGCGGAAUUGUCAUGCGUGAUCCGAUCACAGAGGAAUAUAAAAUUAAACUCUACAAGGACAAGGAUGGGAACCAAAAAGGAGAUGGACUUUGCUGCUACCUCAAGAAAGAGUCUGUAGCCCUCGCUGAGCGCCUGUUGGAUGAGAAUGAAAUUCGGGGCUACCGACUACACGUGGAGGCAGCGCGAUUUGAACUCAAAGGUUCAUAUGACGCCAGCAAGAAGAAGAAAAAGAGCAAAGAGUAUCGCAAGAAGCUCCAGCAACAACAAAAACAGCUGGACUGGAGGCCAGAGAAGGUCAAGGAGGUUCGCAAAAGGCAUCAAAAAGUUGUCAUCGUCCAAAACAUGUUUCAUCCCAGUGACUUUGAGGAGGAUCCACUUGUGCUGAAUGAGUACAGAGAUGACCUGCGGACAGAGUGUGAGAAAUUCGGGCAGGUGAAGAAGGUCAUCAUCUUUGAUAGGCACCCUGAUGGAGUGGCAUCCAUGGCUUUUAAGGAACCUGAAGAAGCAGAUAUGUGUCAGGCAGCUCUGAAUGGACGCUGGUUUGGAGGGAGGCAGCUAUCAGCACAACUGUGGGAUGGUGUAACUGACUACCAGGUUGAAGAAACAUCACGAGAACGAGAGGAGAGACUGAAGGGCUGGACCACUUUCCUGGUUGAUGGGGGUGCAUCUGAUAAAGCCACAGCAGAAACACAGGAUGAAAAACAAAAUUCUACUAAAGAAGAGGAAGCAGCUGAACAGACCCAGCAGGAGGAGCACAGAGGAGAAAACACAGCAGAACGAGUGAUGGGGAAAGAUGAAAAGGAGGAGGAGGAGGAGGAGGAGGUGGUGGUGGUGGAGGAAGGAGGAGGAGGAAUGGUGUCAACCGACAGUAGUUUAGCAGGAAGUGAAGAUGAGGAUGCAUAGACAUAGGAAUGAACAGAAAUUGUAUCAUGUCCCUUAUAAACAUGUUAACACUCAAUGCUAAUUUACUGUUUCCCCUUUUACUGUGUCCUAUUCUGAAGACCUGCCUGUGUAUUUCACCUUAUCAAACUGUGGUGCUUUGGCUAGAAGGACAUUGAUGGAAAUUUGACUGUAAAUAGUCAUUUGCAUUGACUUUUCUCACUUUCCUUCAUGCUAAUGUCCCUCAAUGUCUGAAUCAGAUUGAGCCUCUGUUAAUAUUUUUAUAAUUAAAAAAAAGGUUCUGA